AUGGCUGAUCCAUUUGAGGUGCGCAUGCGCUUUACAAGCCAACUGCAGCACCUCAACGCGUCCGUCAACUCUGCGCAGAAAGCCGCCAACUAUGCUCUCAAAUACCGGGAAAUGGACGAGGACUUGCACUCGUGCAUCCUCGAGCAGCUGGAGAGGAAUAACAUGAAUAACCGCGCGAAUAUAAUGUACUUCAUCGAACACCUUUGCGACAUGGCACAACGGGAAAACCACCUCGAGUUCGUGCGCAUGAUGGAGCGGGAUAUCCUUCGCGUGGUAGAUGCGGUAGCGCCCAGUGACGGCUCGGGGGCAGCGAAUGUGAAGGUUGUCCGGAGGGUGCUCAACGGCCUCCAGCAGAAGCAGGUGCUUCUUCCACAAACUGUCCAGGAACUUGAGGAAUGCCUCAAAGAGCGCGAUAUCGGUGGCGCACACCCUGCUCUGUCAUCACCCACCAACGGCGCCCCCGGAAGCGGACGGCAUACACCGCGCGCGAACGGCGCGAUACGGCUAGACAAGCGCCAAAUCGAACAGCGCAUUGAAGAGGACCGCGAGAGGCAUAAGAGACUAAGAGAAGUCAUUUGGGCGGUGGAUCACGAUGGAGACGGCGAGUUUGAAAAGUUAUGGGAGGAAAGUAGUGAUAUCGGGGAUGAUGACUACAUAGGUGCCGAGGAGGAUAAAGAAGAGAGGAACCAAGCGAUCGAAUUCGACACAUAG
Aplosporella prunicola CBS 121167 is the source of this 711-nucleotide messenger RNA. RefSeq lists its product as uncharacterized. Gene Ontology annotation, cellular component: CTDK-1 complex. The transcript has 3 exons. The record is from RefSeq and is a predicted model, not a curated record. Bases 1 to 711 code for a protein of 236 amino acids. Lineage: Eukaryota; Fungi; Ascomycota; Dothideomycetes; Botryosphaeriales; Aplosporellaceae. Gene Ontology annotation, biological process: positive regulation of transcription by RNA polymerase I; positive regulation of DNA-templated transcription, elongation.